Molecule: messenger RNA, 538 nt
Organism: Aspergillus ruber CBS 135680
Lineage: Eukaryota; Fungi; Ascomycota; Eurotiomycetes; Eurotiales; Aspergillaceae
Exons: 1
Coding region: 167-499 (110 amino acids)
Source: RefSeq, a predicted model, not a curated record
GGCAGGUUUCCAGGUUGCUUCGGCUGAAUUGUCCUUCCAAUUUGCAUGGAAUCUCCUAGGUGAAGCUCUAUUGGUUUUACAGGAGUUCUGUAAUAUUACAUAGAAGUACAAUACCACGAGAACAGGGAUGAUAUAGAGGAUAACUGUAUAUGGUAUAGCGUGUUUCAUGAUAAGUCUGGGAAACAAACCAAGAGUAUUGAGGGGUCAAGCUGAUUUCGGGAACUACUGUAUGCGAAGAAAUCCCUUCAAAGAAAUAUUCAUGGCGGUGGCCGAACAGCCUGCUCAGCUGGCUAUCAUUAAGCUGCUCCUGGAGUGGGGCGGGUUCGAUGUCCGAACGCAGGAUAUUGAUGGAAAUACCGCGUUAUAUUACUUGGCGGCGACUUUGGCUAUUGGUUCCGAGACUGUAAAAGUAUUGCGAGCAAUGAAUGGUGGCAAGGAAGUCUGGCAGAGCUCGAGAAACCGGUGUGGCCUGACGCCAAAGCAGUUGAUGGAGGAAUGAUAGUUGCAUACAACAGCUCAGUAGCAGGGAUGAUUGUUU